AUGACUAGUUUAACUGGGAUUGCAACUGACAACUGCUGUAAAUAUAGUCGAGGAGAUAUCACCGAGCUACCUGUUGAUGCUAUUGUCAAUGCUGCCAACAAUAGUCUGCUUGGUGGUGGUGGAGUGGACGGAGCUAUUCAUCGCAAGGCAGGCAGAGAGCUCUUGGAAGAAUGCAUUAAACUUGACGGAUGUCCUACUGGCCAAGCCAAACUUACUCGGGGCUAUAAUCUUCCAUCACCACAUGUCAUUCAUACAGUGGGUCCGAUAAUCCGUGGCAACCAACUUCAGCCUAAUGUCCUUGCAAGUUGUUAUACCGCCAGUUUGAAUGUAGCAAAACACAAUCAGAUCAAAAGUAUUGCCUUUCCUUGUAUUUCUACAGGCAUAUAUGGAUAUGAUCAAGAUUCGGCUGCUCAUGUGGCUCUCGGAACUGUUAGGCAAUGGCUGAUGGAGAAUACUGAUACAGUCGAUUUGGUUAUAUUCUGUGUAUUUUUAGAGGAAGAUUACCAGAUCUACUCAAGGUUAAUCCCGGAAUAUUUCACUGGAAUCAAAAAUGAUUCAUCUUCAACUCCCGAUCGAUAG
Messenger RNA from Batrachochytrium dendrobatidis JAM81, 579 nucleotides. RefSeq lists its product as uncharacterized. The record is from RefSeq and is a predicted model, not a curated record. The transcript is spliced from 2 exons. Lineage: Eukaryota; Fungi; Chytridiomycota; Chytridiomycetes; Rhizophydiales. The coding region runs from base 1 to 579 and encodes 192 amino acids.